Molecule: messenger RNA, 3282 nt
Organism: Microthlaspi erraticum
Lineage: Eukaryota; Viridiplantae; Streptophyta; Magnoliopsida; Brassicales; Brassicaceae
Source: the annotation of a GenBank genome assembly
AUGGCGAGUGUGUACAUACCCGUUCAGAAUUCGGAAGAAGAAGUUAGGGUUGUGCUUGAUCAGCUCCCUCGUGACGCCUCUGACAUCCUUGAUAUCCUUAAAGCCGAGCAAGCUCCUCUCGAUCUCUGGCUCAUCAUCGCGAGGGAGUACUUCAAGCAAGGGAAAAUUGAUCAAUUUCGUCUCAUAUUGACGGAAGGUUCAAGUAAUGAUAUUGACGAGUACUAUGCGGAUGUUAAGUACGAGAGAAUAGCAAUCUUGAACGCUCUAGGUGCGUAUCACAGCUACCUGGCUAAAACUGAGACUAAACAGAAGGAAAAAGAAGACCAUUUUAUCGCGGCAACACAAUUUUACAACAGAGCAUCGAGAAUCGAUAUGCAUGAGCCUUCCACUUGGGUUGGGAAAGGUCAGCUCUUACUGGCUAAGGGUGAACCAGAUAAUGCAUUUCAGGCAUUUAAGAUUGUUUUAGACAAUGCCCCUGAUAACGUUCCCGCUCUUCUGGGCCAGGCUUCUGUAGAAUUUAAUCGUGGACGUUUUUCGGAGUCAUUGCAAUUGUACAAGAGGGUCUUGCAAGUAUAUCCCGGGUGUCCUGCUGCUGUGAGACUGGGAAUUGGUCUUUGUCGAUAUAAGUUGGGGCAACUAGAUAAAGCACGUCAAGCGUUUGAUCGUGUUUUGCAGCUAGAUCCUGAUAAUGUUGAGGCUCUUGUAGCUCUUGGGAUCAUGGAUUUGCAAGCAAAUGACUCUUUAGGAAUGAGGAAAGGAAUGGAGAGAAUGCAGCAAGCGUUUGAGAUUUAUCCAUAUUGCGCAGCAGCCCUAAAUUAUUUGGCCAAUCACUUUUUUUUCACUGGCCAGCACUUUCUUGUUGAGCAGCUGACUGAAACGGCAUUAGCUGUCUCAACUCAUGGGCCAACAAAGUCACAUUCUUUUUACAAUUUAGCACGGUCAUAUCAUAGCAAGGAGGAUUAUGAGAAGGCUGGGAUGUACUAUAUGGCAGCCAUCAAAGAAACUAAAAAUAAUCCACAAGAAUUUGUAUUUCCCUACUUUGGUUUGGGUCAAGUACAACUAAAGUUGGGGGAGCUUAAAGGAUCAGUAUCCAACUUUGAGAAAGUAUUAGAAGUCUAUCCUGACAACUGCGAGACUCUGAAGGCUCUCGGGUACUUAUAUACUCAGCUUGGAAAAACUGAUAAGGCUCUUGAGUACAUGCGGAAGGCCACAAAACUUGAUCCGCGUGAUGCCCAGGCAUUUGUUGGCCUUGGCGAGCUACUAAUAUCAUCUGACACAGGGGCUGCACUUGACGCCUUCAAAAUGGCUCGGACGCUCAUGAAAAAGGGAGGGCAAGAAGUGCCUAUAGAAGUCCUGAAUGACAUUGGUGUUUUACAUUUUGAGAAAGAAGAAUUUGAGUCUGCGCUCGACAAUUUUAAGGAGGCUCUGGGCGAUGGAAUAUGGAUUAGCUUCCUUGAUGAAAAAGAAAAACUAGAAGAGACAGGGGUAUCUGUUCUAGGGUACAAGGAUACUGGCAUAUUCCAUCGGCUGACUGAAAGUGGUCACUCUGUCGAUUUACCUUGGAAUAAAGUCACAACUUUGUUUAACCUAGCUAGAUUACUGGAGCAGUUACACAAAACAGAAACAGCGACUUUUCUGUAUCGUUUGAUACUUUUCAAGUAUCCGGGCUACAUAGAUGCAUAUUUAAGGCUUGCUGCGACCGCCAAAGCUCAGAACAAUCUUCCUCUAGCCAUUGAACUGGUUAAUGAAGCUCUGAAGGUGGACGAUAAAAAUCCAAAUGCUUUGUCUCUGCUUGGUGAAUUAGAGCUGAAGAAUGAUGAUUGGGUUAAGGCAAAAGAAACCUUUCGAGCUGCUAAUGAUGCUACUGAUGGGAAGGAUUCAUAUGCUAUUCUUUCUCUGGGGAACUGGAACUACUUCGCGGCAAUGCGCAAUGAGAAAAGAAAUCCAAAAUUAGAAGCUACACAUCUGGAGAAGGCCAAGGAACUAUAUACUAAAGUCCUCACUCAACAUAACUCCAACAUGUAUGCUGCCAACGGUUCUGGCAUUAUAUUAGCAGAGAAAGGACAAUUUGAUAUUGCCAAAGAUCUUUUUACUCAGGUUCAAGAAGCUGCAAGCGGAAGUGUAUUUCUUCAGAUGCCUGAUGUAUGGGUGAAUCUGGCUCAUGUGUACUUUGCACAAGGGAAUUUUGCCUUAGCCGUGAAAAUGUAUCAAAACUGCUUGCGGAAGUUCUUUUACAACACAGACUCUCAAAUUCUUCUUUACUUAGCACGUACACAUUAUGAGGCUGAGCAUUGGCAAGAGUGCAAAAAGACAUUGUUAAGGGCCAUUCACCUUACUCCUUCAAAUUACACAUUCAGAUUUGAUUUGGGUGCUGUAAUGCAGAAGUCAUCAUCUUCCACACUACAAAAGAAGAAGAGAACUGCUGAUGAGGUGCGCUCAACAGUUACAGAAGCAGAGAAUGCUGUUCGUGUAUUCACUCAGUUGUCUGCUGCUUCAGACCUCCAUGUUCAUGGGUUUGAUAGUAAGAAAAUACAAACCCAUGUUCAGUAUUGCACACAUUUGCUGGAAGGAGCAAAAGUUCACCGUGAAGCAGCUGAGCGUGAGGAGCUGCAGAACCGACAGAGACUAGAAGUUGCUCGGCAGGCUGCUUUGGCAGAAGAAGCACGCCGUAAAGCUGAAGAACAUAGGAAAAACCAGUUAGAGAAAAGAAAACAAGAAGACGAGCUGAGACGCCUCAAGCAAGAAGAAGAAAAAUUUCAACGUAUAAAGGAACAAUGGAAGAGCAACACACCUGGAUCAAAGCGUAAGGAAAGAGCUGAAGAUGACGAUGGGGAAGCUAGACCCAGUGAGCGGAAAAGAAAGAAAGGUGGCAAGAGAAGAAAGAAGGACAAAAGCUCUAGGGUUCGACACUACGAGGACGAUGAGGAAGAAACCGCUACUAUGGAUGAUCGUAAUGAAUUGGAAGAUGAAGACGCCAACACUAAUUAUAAUAGGGAGGAGGAUGAGAAUCAAGACACUGAGGAACCUGUGGAUGAUGAUGCUCAUGAUCUGCUUGCUGCUGCUGGGCUCGAAGAUCCUGAUGCUGAUGAUAAUGAUGAUGAGGUACGUGCUUCAGUAGCGAGACGAAGAAGGGCGCUUUCGUCAUCUGACGAAGAAGGGGAAUUGAUGGAGACUAGUCAGCCGAACUCAAGCCCUCAGAAGGAGAAUUCUCCGGCAAGGCAAGACGAGGGCAAUGUGGAAGGAGAAGAAGAAGAUGCUAACUUAGACGAGGAAGAGGACUAG